AUUGCAUCCCCAAGCACGGGAUUUCUUGACCAAAGCUUUCAAAAUUUUCAAAUUAUUUUAGGUCUCAACAAUUUGGUUUCCAUUGAAUGGCUAAAUUUUGAUGUGGGUUUGUGCAGAUUUUUCUGACUGUAUUUUGGCUGAUGGUUCUAAGUACUAAACUAUGCAGGAAGUUCAUGAUUACUUUAAAAGUCUUUGUCCUGAUUUGCAUGUUACUCGAGGUGAAUAUGAUGAAGAUUCUCGUUAUCCUGAGAACAAGACUUUGACAAUUGGACAAUUCAAGCUUGGAAUAUGUCAUGGCCACCAGGUUAUUCCAUGGGGAGAUUUGGAUUCACUGGCAAUGCUACAAAGGCAACUGGAUGUGGAUAUCCUUGUAACAGGUCACACACAUCAGUUCAAAGCAUACAAGCAUGAGGGUGGCGUCGUCAUAAAUCCUGGUUCUGCUACUGGCGCCUAUAGUAGUUUCACAUAUGAUGUUAACCCAAGCUUUGUGCUCAUGGACAUUGAUGGUCUACGAGUUGUUGUUUAUGUCUAUGAACUAAUUGAUGGAGAAGUCAAGGUCGACAAAAUUGAUUUUAAGAAGACAGCAACUACUCGCUCAGCUCAUUGACUCAACUCAAGCAUGUGACGAUACUAAAGGACCUUGCCUUGCCUUUGGUUUAUUGAACUAAAAUAAUAGAUAAUAGCUUUUAUUCAAUCAGUUGAUGCUGUUCCAUGGGGAAGUUCUUUCAUCAUGUAUGACUGGUUGAUCUUUCUGUUUCAUGCCAAAAAGAAUAUAGUUUGAAGUGAAGUGUUUAAUGCCAAGAAGAAUAUAGUUUGAAAUGAAGAAUAUUUUGAAAA
Molecule: messenger RNA, 837 nt
Organism: Rubroshorea leprosula
Lineage: Eukaryota; Viridiplantae; Streptophyta; Magnoliopsida; Malvales; Dipterocarpaceae
Source: the annotation of a GenBank genome assembly